UGUUGUGUGAGCGGUGAUGGAGAAGCCGAGGGACCGCUACCGGCGCCGCUAGCUAGCAGCAACGACUCCAGCUAGCCUAAUAGAGAGACAGAGAGACAGAGAGAGAGAAGAGGACCGGAUAACCGGAUAACCGGCCCGCAGGGAGAGAAUGGACACGGUGGAGCAGCUCGUCUCUUUCCACCACAUUCAGGUCCAGUUGAUCGGGGGCGCGCCUUGGGGGUUCACGCUGAAAGGAGGGCUCGAGCACGGCGAGCCACUCAUCAUCACUAAAAUCGAGGAUGGAGGGAAGGCCGCGCUGUGCAAGAAGCUGAAAGUGGGCGACGAGCUCAUCAACAUAAAUGGAUCGGCCCUCUACGGCAGCAGACAGGAAGCCCUCAUCCUCAUCAAGGGAUCGUACCGGAUACUGAAGCUCGCAGUCAGGAGGCGCAGCGUCCCUCUCAUCAGGCCUCACUCCUGGCACCUGGCAAAGCUAUCGGAGCCGCCCCUCCCUCCCCCUCCCCCUCCUCCGUCUCCUCCUCCUCCUCUUCCUCCUCCUCCUCCGUCCUGCCUCCCCCCUGCCGACUCCCCUCCUCUCCCUCCUCCUCCCCCUCUGUCUGCCAUGCAGCUCCAUCCCGGCCCCUACACACUACCCUGGCAUACAACUGACAACAGUGACUUGUCCUUACAGUGGGGUCUGUCCAGACCUUACUCCUCCACUGACCGAAGCAGUUCCCUGGGCUCCAUGGAGAGCUUGGACACACCGACACCCACCACGCAACCGUACUCCGACUCCCAUAAUUCCCCCGUCGACCCCACCCUCUUCAACAACAAGAGAGACUCUGCCUACAGCUCAUUCUCCGCCAGCUCAAACACGUCCGAUUACGCAACAGUGCCACUGAGGCCUGGUGACGCCUGCUCAAUGGAUAACCUCCUCCAGAGCCUGGGACCGGCUUGUCGAGGCUACCCUGGUGGUGAUACCUCAACCCUGGGCAGUUCAUCUGGCGAGGCUCCAGAUGAGGUGCAGCUUAUUGUACUCAAGUCCAGGUCCCUGACCAGGCCAAGACCAAGGCCUGUUGAGGUGAAAGAGAGGCCUUCCUCCUGCUGUUAUGAGGAGGAGCGUAGAGGAGGAGACUUUGAGAUCAUAAGAAAUGUAGAAAGAGGAGCUGAGAGGAAGAUGAACCCUCCUCAGCCUCCAACCAGGAAGGACAGUUUUAGGGCAACCCGGAGUCGCCCUAAUGCCGCCAAUAAACGUUGUGUCUCUGCGCCAGUUGAUAUUUCCAGUGUUUCUUUUUACCAUGACGAAAAGUCCUCUCUGAAUGUUGAAUCAGGAAUUCAUAACGGCUUCGGUGCACCAGAAAAAGGUGACAAAACUGGGAAUUUCAAAGAGGAUACCUUAGACUCGCACUAUACCCAAAGACAGACUGAAGACAUUAGACAUAUCAGAUGUGAUGCUAAUGCUAAUAAACAAUCAGAGACCACCUCAGAUCACCUCUCUGACCCAGUGACAACCUCCCUAGUCCCCAUCACCUCCUCUCGUCCUGGCUCCUUACCAGCAGAAUCCUUCAUAGAGGUUCAAGAGGAGUCUCGUAUCAUGCACUCCCAGUCCAAGCACUCCUCUACGGGGCUGCACCGGCACAGCGCCCCCGAUAAGCUCCUCGCUACACAACUCCAGUUAUUGCAGUUUAACAGUGACGGCGCUUCAUUGGAGCCUCACAAUCCGUCAAACACUUCUGAUCCCUCCUUGUCCCCUUGUACCAAUCAGUGGUCCCAUUCAUCAGUCCAGCCCACGAGGGAAGACCAAGAAGCUCCUCACAACCACCUCCACGCAGCAUCAAACAAAUGGGGAGGCAGCCGUUGCUCCACCCCAGGAUCUGUGUUCCUGGAAGGGGAUGAUGACGAUGGAGAUUCAAGUGAGAGGCGGGAAGGGAUGGGUGUAAAUGGAGGGUCCGUUCCGCCAAUUGAGCAUCACCAUCCUUGGGGCCGCUCUGUGAGCGUACCAGGGGACCCCACUGGAUCGUCAACCCAGGGAAGGUUGAGCUCUGACCAGAUACUAGAGAGAGAUUUUGAGCCUCUUAGUGCUGCUGCAAGCAUGGAUACGUUACUGGAGGAGCAGAGAUCAGUGGAUAGAGGUAAAAGUGAGGAUGGUGUAGCAAGAGAGACGGACAUGAAGAAGUCAAAUGCAUCCAGGAACCAUCGUCGGAACCGCCGUCGUAGCGAGCGAUUUGCUACCAACCUCCGCAAUGAGAUCCAGAGGAAAAAGGCUCAGCUUCAGAGGAGCCAUGGCCCAGGAGGGUUGCUCUGUAGUGGGGAAACUGUCCAGGAGGAAGAAGGUCCGGACCUCAAUGAGGAGGGGGCAAAUCCAGAACUGCCUGCCCAGGAGAGGAGUGCCAAAGUUACAUUUGCUUCGCCUGUUAGUCCCCAAGAUGCCACACCUGUCGAGAAAGCAAACACCUCAAGUGAAUCAAAUCAUGAUGCCUUACAGUCAACAAGCUACACUCAAAACAAUAACCUGUCCAGGUCUGACCAGAUUCUGGACCCAGGAAUGCCCAGUUUUGGUGUCGGCGUCCGAGUCGUUGAGGAACCAGCUCCUGCUGGCAAAGCCCGGCGCUGGCGUUGGACCCCCGAGCAUAAACUCCAACCAGAACCAGACCGGCGGUGUGGAGCCUUGGGUGAGAAGGUGUUGGGACUCACAGGGUCACGGCAUGGGGUUUGUGCCUUCACCUCAUCAUCCACUUCCUCAAAGAGUCGCUCCUCUUCCUCUUCUCGGAUGGAGGAGUCGGAUAUCCUUCCGUUUGCAGAUAGAAUGAAGUUCUUUGAGGAGACGAGCAAGGGUAUGUCCACGCCAAACGUCUCAAAUCUGUCGAGUCGCAGGCAGAAGAAACCCCUCCAUCAUCUGGAGCUCCAGGGAGGGGAGCUCGGUCAGCACCCAACCCAAAGGAGAUACUCCUACCAGGGGGGGCUUCAGCAAGAAAGUGCCCUGCUUCCAAACACUGUGGAAGCCAGGAGGAUGUCUGUGAGUACCAGCAUGGAGAGGCAGAAAGAGAAGGAGAGGGAACAAGCGAGAGAGAGGGAGGAGAGGCUGAGAGAAAGGGAGAGACAGGAGAGGGAAUUAGAAAUGGAGAGAGCGAGGCUGAGGGAGAUUCAGCGGGAGAGGGAACGAGAGGAGAGGGUGAGGCAGUGGGAGAGGGAAAGAGAGAGGGAGCUUGAGUUGGAGAGAGAAAAAGAGAUGGAGAGAGCCAGAGAGAAGGAACGUCUCAAAAAAGAAAGAGAAAAAGAGCUUGAGAGAGAAAGAGAGAGGGAAAGGGAAGAGGAUGCUCAGCUCACCUCACAUCAGGAAUUUUAUGGCAUCAAAGAAAGAAAUCAAGACUUCCAACACAACUUCCAGACGUUCUCCAAAAGCCAAACCCAGAAUCAAGUCCCACGAUCGGCUUUUUAUCCCGUCAACAACCCUUCCCAGCACCUGGAGAACCAGCAACCUCUACACCAGGGAUACACAGCAAGGAGCCACACGCCUACAGAGAUGUAUCCCACCCGGCAACAGGAAACCACCGAGCUCAACAGGAAGUACAGCCUGACGGAGAGGGACUACUCCAGUUGGAGGCGGGAGUCCAGACCUCCAGAGAGCAGUAAUCGGCAUCAUCAGCACCACCAGGGUCGGUGGGGCCACAGACAGGCCGACGAUGUCCGCAACGGAUACGCUUUUUCUCCCCCGCCGGCUCCUCUCUCACUCCGAGGGCGAGCCAUGUCCGAAAACGACCUCCGCUUCGACAGCAGCCACCGCUGGUCGCCGUCGACUUCCGUGGGGACCAGCCAGACCCUGAGCGAGGUGGAGGAAGGAGCAGGCGGCAUCAGGGGAAGAGAAACCGCCGGCGCCGUCCGGCCAAACAGGAAGAAGACGCCACCUCCACCGAGACCGCCGCCCCCAAAGUGGGAGCAGUUCCACCGCAGGCGUGCGUCUCACCACACCCUGUUCUCCACCUCUUCUUCUCCUCACGCCAUCCCUCCCUCCUUCGACGCCGCAGAGGGACACUACUCGACCCACUCCUCCGCAUGCGUCCCUCCAUCUGAAACGUCCAGACAGAGGUCCUACAGUCUUCCUCCGGAGAGACAGGAAGUGACCGAGGGCUGCCCGCGAUGCAGCUGCAGCCAAACCCAGGAACUAUCCCACGCCACGUCCAAUCAGAAUCACCCACAAAUACAAGAACACCCCUUCUCCCACGCUCCGUCCAAUCAGAAUCAGGUCCAGUUUCAGGACCGGGCCUUUACCGUUGCUCCGCCCAGUCCCAUGUUUUCCAGGAGGGCCUUCAGACCGGUGGCUCCGCCCCAGAAAGAGAGGGACCUGAGGGGCACGUAUGGACCGCAGGAGAGGUUGGAGGUUUUAUCGUCUCUUCCUCCACCGCCACCGCCACCAACAGAGCGCAGCAUGAGCAGUUUAUCUGAGAUGAUCGUCAGCCCCGACCAGGACAUAGUAACAGUGAAACCUCACAAACAACAGUCCAACGUGAGACCAGCAGCCGAGUGGGAGAGAGCCCCAUCUCCCACAGUUCAUAGCGACUCAACCCUUCCACCUGUCUUAGAAAAUGGAGGUGUUGGCGGGGUUUUACCUCCUGAAUCCUACUUCUCCGUUGACUACGAACAGCAGCAGCAGCUUCGUAUGAACAGAGGCUUUCAGAGCAUCGAGCCCCAGAAGAUCCUCGAACCAGGAACCGAAUCGGAGACGACCCUCAGCCCGAGUCCGGCACACAGCCUGGACGUAGACCUGGACAUCCCCAUGGAAACAGACAUCGAUGACUUCCAGGAGGACGACGGGCUCCCGGCGGAGGACGAGCCGAUCACCAGCGAGCUCCCGUGCUUCGCCCUGCCGGUUACGGUGCUGGAGACGGACAUCGACACCUUACCGGACUCCGCCGAGGCCUCGCCGUCGGGCAGGACGAGGGCGGAGAGCAGCUCCCUGGAGGAGGAGCUGGAGGCCGGGGAGAGCAGCAGAGAGAGGCUGAGCCUGGAGGAGCUCUUCCCCCAGAGCAGGGAGAGCUGGAGAGGGGCCUACCAAACCACCGAGCACAACGCCGACAGCUUGGAUAGGCGGUCCGGUGCGAGCUCCAGCUGUUCGUCCUAUUACAGCACGUCGGCAGCCAAAGCUCAGCUGCUGUCCCAGAUGAAGGACUUCACCGAUAACAGAGAGAGGGACGAGGACGACGAGCUGACCUACAAGAAACAGCUGAUGGAGAGCCUCCGUAAGAAGCUGGGAGUGUUGAGAGAAGCUCAGAGGGGACUGCAGGAGGACAUCAGAGCCAACGCACAGCUGGGAGACGAGGUGGAGAGCAUGGUGGUGGCGGUGUGUAAGCCCAACGAGGUGGACAAGUUCCGCAUGUUCAUCGGCGACCUGGACAAGGUGGUGAGCCUGCUGCUGUCGCUGUCCGGGAGGCUGCUGAGAGUGGAGACCACGCUGGAUACACUGGACCCUGAGACGGAGCACCACGAGAGGCUCCCCCUGCUGGAGAAGAAGCGUCAGCUCAUGAGGCAGCUGUCAGAGGCUCAGGACCUGAAGGACCACGUGGACCGCAGAGAGCAGGCCGUCAGCCGGGUGCUGGCCCGCUGCCUCUCCCCCGAGCAGCACCGAGACUACAGCCACUUUGUGAAGAUGAAGGCAGCGCUGCUGGUGGAGCAGAGGCAGCUGGAGGACAAGACCCGGCUGGGAGAGGAGCAGCUAAGGGGGCUGAGGGAGAGCCUGGGGCUGGGGCUGGGGAUCGGGAUCGGGAUCGGGAUGGGAAUGUCGAUGGGAUACGGAUAUUACUGAAGGAAAAGAGAUGAAGAAGAAGAAGCAGGAGAGGAACAAAGAGGAAGAUUUAAACAUGCAGUAUUUAUAAAAGUCUUCUCUUAAAGGACUAGUUUGACAUUUGUGAAAAGAUCAACACCACUCUCAUGUCUAGCACCUCUAAAACCGUUUUAACACGCUAUAUCUUGUUUUACUGGGGGAGGCUUUAUGCUAAGCUAUGCUAACUGUCUCCCAGCUGUAUAGCUUCAUAUGUAGCCAUCCAAAAUGUCAAACUAGUCCUUUAAGGGCUAGACGUAGAUCCAGAAGACUAAACCAACAGCUAUAACAGCUCUGGGUGUUUUUCAUCAACCAGAUAAACUGGACUUUAGUGCUGCAGCGCAGGAAGAAAAGACAAAGAAGAAGAAGAAAGUUGAGCAGGGACUCACAGAAACAGUGAACCAGACACGUAUUAAAAUACAACACCAGAAACAUAUCAACACCUUGUGAUGAGAGAGCCCAGAGCGUGUUGAUGGUUUGUGAACAGAGAAGGAAAAAGGAUGUUUUUCCCAAAUUUCACCCACUUUUAUGACACCGUCUGCUUCACAUUCUACAUGUACUGUAAAACACUACACUUAUUCUUCUUCUAACACUACGUUGCCAAAGACAUUUUCUCUUGAUGAAUGUGUCACUGAGACGCUGCUGUUUGCGUGUUUUCUUUUGUAUUUAAAUCUCCCGGUUCAGAGAAUCGAAGGAGACUUUAUGUUCACACUAAAGUCUGAGAUGCAGCGUUAUUAACUGACAUUGUUUUGUAUUCACGUUUUGUUGCUGGCUGACAGCUGCAUUCAGCACGACAUAAUAUACUGUAUUAUCUCCCAUAAUAGCAUCAUAUCACUCUGUACUCCCGUUACUGUAACAUGUUUUACUGUGUGGGGUUUGAGACUCCGCCGACUGUCACGUGAUAACUGUUAUGUACAGAAGACACUUGUGUUUAUAAUGUAUACCAUGUGUAUAUAGUGAUAUUUUUUUUGGAACGACUGGAAUCAGUUGUAAAAAAUUGGUUGUAAAAGAUGAACGAGAAGACCGGGAAGAGUCAACGUUUACUGUAUAUUUUGAGUUUGUCUCGAAACCAGAGUUGCAGAUUUUGUCGUUAGCUUGUUCAAACAUUUGAAGUUUUUUUUGCCCCAGAUGACAUUUAAUAUUUACUUAUUAUCUUGUUUAGAGUUCGAUGAGAAGAUUCAAACCACUCUCAUGUUUGUACCGUAGACUGUAGAGGAUAUAAAGAUGGACGACGCGUCUCCACUUCCUCCCACUGUACAGAAGUGAAGCCAAAAUAUCCCGGAUACGGGAGCUGCCAUCUUGAGAUUUUGACGUCAUUUGGAGCCAGAGUCUGUGCAGUAGUGAUCGGAGGUGGAGCCGCGGUAACGAGGUCCUGCCCACACAACCACCCAAGCCAAUCACGAGCUGAGCACGGCCGCAGCUUGUUGGCGUGAUUCACCUAGCUGCUACGUUAGCACCACGGUAGCUGUUUGGACACAACAACUAACCAUGUAAUCUCUAUAACUACACAGACUGGUGACGGUUAUGGAAAGUUAAAGGUGCUAUUGAUAACAUUCAGCCACUAGAUGUCGCAUUCUCUCUCCCCGUUCAUUGCAUUUACUUCACAACAAGUCGUUGCCAGACACUUACCAUCAGUCUCAGCAUUUCCACACUGACUGACUACCCAGAGAUAACCCGUGAUACCAACAUCGUUUAACUAUUGGCUCACAAGCCUUGUUAGAGGUGGAAACCAAACGUCAGAUGUCUCACAGAGAUAAAUAAAACAUUAAUUUUGGACCCGCCAACAUUUUUGAAAUGAUUCAUUCACAGUCAUAAUAUUUU
Messenger RNA from Sebastes umbrosus (honeycomb rockfish), 7612 nucleotides. It is a transcript of the gene shroom4, whose product is annotated as shroom family member 4. The transcript has 12 exons. NCBI's taxonomy places the organism in Eukaryota, Metazoa, Chordata, Actinopteri, Perciformes, Sebastidae. Gene Ontology annotation, biological process: actin filament organization. Bases 149 to 5776 code for a protein of 1875 amino acids. Gene Ontology annotation, molecular function: actin filament binding. The record is from RefSeq and is a predicted model, not a curated record. Gene Ontology annotation, cellular component: apical junction complex; apical plasma membrane; cortical actin cytoskeleton.